Orbilia oligospora ATCC 24927 is the source of this 1233-nucleotide messenger RNA. RefSeq lists its product as uncharacterized. NCBI's taxonomy places the organism in Eukaryota, Fungi, Ascomycota, Orbiliomycetes, Orbiliales, Orbiliaceae. The transcript is spliced from 2 exons. Gene Ontology annotation, molecular function: protein binding. The coding region runs from base 1 to 1233 and encodes 410 amino acids. The record is from RefSeq and is a predicted model, not a curated record.
AUGACAAGGGCCGUGAGCAGUCUAUAUACAUCCUUCCUGGACGCUCCGCCCGCUGCAUGCGUUUCCGUGCCUUUCCACGGUUCAUCUGAUAUCUGCGAUGAGGCUACCAAUAGCGCUGCUAGCUUAAUUACCAAUAGUGGUAAUGAUGGUGGUGAUGAUGGCGGUAGUGGUGGUGGUGGAGGAUCAGCUGGAAGCCUCCUCGUGACAGGAACAUACACACUCGACAAAGAUACCCAGCUGCGCACCGGCUCGUUAGUCCUCCACGAGGUUUUGAUGAAAGACAAACAAGACGGAAUUGAACUAAAGCAUCACCAGACUGAACCUCUACCAUCAGGUUCUGUCCUUGAUAUAAGGCUUCUUAAAGCCUCAGCUAGUCCAUCUUUCCCAAAUGGCUGUAAACUCUUAGUGGCGACAUCGGCCGGCCAAAUAUCAGUUUACUCUGUGUCUAGAAGAUCUCUCAAAUUCCUGUCAACCCAUGAAGUCACAGACUCAACAACCCUGAUACUGAGCCUAUCGAUAUCUCCAGAUGGACUGCUUGUCUCGACAACCACUAGCGACAGCAAAAUUCACAUUCUCAAAUUCACAGAUACGACAUUGACUUUGUUAGAACAAAUAACUGAGGUUGAAAACGUACAUACUGGUUUGGAAGCAUGGACGUCAAUAUUCAGUAUCGAUGGUAAAACCCUAUAUUCUGGCGGCGACGACGGUAGUUUCGCCGCAUGGGACCUCAGUGCUCUCAACAACAGUGAAGAUGACGACGAAGAACAAACACCCGUUCAAACAUACAGAAAUCGCAAAAUUCACACAGCGGGUGUCACAUCCAUCCUACCGGUUACAAUAUCAAGCCAAGAAUACAUCAUAACCGGCUCAUACGAUCAAUUUGUUCGUAUAUUCUCCCCAUCCACGAAGCGUUGGCUCGACACCUCCAUCGACCUAGAAGGCGGAGUGUGGAGGUUGGAAAUACUUUCCAGCAAUAAUUUUAUCCAAAAGGAACAAGGAAUUUCUUCAAAUAAAAACGGGAAAAUAUAUAUCCUAGCGAGCUGCAUGCACGCCGGUUGCUGCAUUCUAUCUGCAGAGUUUAAAGAAGGAGGAGGGGAAGUUAUACUAACCCCCAUAGCAACUAUGAAAGAGCACGAAAGUAUGAAUUACGCAUCGGCUUGUAUCGGUAAUAACGAGCCGGUGUUUAUUAGUACCAGUUUCUAUGAUCGGAGAGUAUGCUGCUGGAGGUUGUGA